CAAAAUGGAGAUGCGCAUGAAACACUUGACUUUGUGGUUCGGUUUACUAAAUGUUUUCCUAAUGGUUUGGAACCAUAACAUGACUGAAGGAUCCCAAGCAAUACUGGGCCAUCCAUUCAUCUCAAUCUGGAAUGCACCAACUCAAAUAUGCCAAAAAGAAUACGGAAUAUCCCUUGACUUGAGAAUUUUUGAUGUGAUUGUCAACCCGAAUGACUCAUUUAUAGGGAAAGACAUUACUCUCUUCUAUAGUAAUAAAUUCGGAUACUAUCCAUAUUACACCAAGGAUGGAGUUGCCAUCUAUGGCGGUCUCCCUCAAAAUGCUAGUCUAAAAGCUCAUCUCCAGAAGACUGAACAAGAUAUUAAAAAUACCAUUUUGGAUGUUGGCUUCAAAAGUCUGGCAGUUGUGGACUGGGAACACUGGCGCCCCUUAUGGAUUCGGAACUGGAGUUCUAUGAAAAUCUAUCAAUAUAAAUCUAUACAGUUAGUUAAGGAGCAGCAUCCUGAUUGGCCUGCGGACAAAGUGAUCAAAGCGGCCCAGUUAGAAUUUCAAAAAUCUGCUCAGGCUUUCAUGGAACAGACAUUGGCCCUUAGUGAAACCCUGAGACCAAAAGGCUUCUGGGGCUUUUAUGGUUUCCCCAAUUGCUAUAACAAUGAGUACCAAUCUGUCAAUUAUACUGGAGAAUGCCCAGAGAUUGAGAAACAGAGAAACAACGAAUUGUACUGGCUCUGGAAGCAAAGCCGGGCUCUUUAUCCCAGCAUUUACCUCCCCAACAUUCUCAGACUGACUCACAAAACUCUUGAAUUUGUUCGUCAUCGAAUCCAGGAGGCCUUCAGGGUUUUGAAGUGGACACAGAAUGACAUCCCUGUCUUACCUUAUACUACCACUGUAUAUGACUUUACUCAUAACUUCAUCACACAGGAAGACCUGGUCCACACCAUUGGUGAGAGUGCUUCUCAAGGUGUUGCUGGGGUUAUCUUGUGGGGUAGUACAAAUUUCAGUAAAUCUCGGGAAGCCUGCCUUGAAGUGAAGGAGUAUGUGGACAAGCUCCUUGGCCCAUACAUUAUGAAUGUGACCAGCAGUACUAGGCUUUGUAGUAAAAUACUUUGCUCAAAGAAUGGCCGCUGUGUGCGGCAGCAGAAUCACCCAGAAGCCUUCCUGCAUCUCAAUUCUGCCAGCUUCACUAUUAAGAAGCAUAAUGUUGCCCCAGGCUUUAUUCUGAUUGGCCAGAUGUCAAUGGAAGAUCAAAUCAAGAUGGCCCAAACAUUCACAUGUCAAUGCUACGAUGGCUGGAAAGGAUUGCAUUGUGAGAAGAAGUCAAUCCACAAUGAGGUAUUCAGUCCUCAGUUUCAUGAUAUAUAAUACAUGUCAACAAGAAAAGCUCAACCUGCAGAAUUAGACUGUAUAAAAUUAAUAUCUGCUCAAUAUCUGAUUAACAUUAAACUGGUGCUCUGAGAGAUUAUAGGCUACAUUACCAUCAGAAUUCUGGUAGCUGCUGUCGCAUUGCAUAUGAAGGGCAGAGGUGGCGGAAAAUUGGGCUUCACCUUUUUGCAAUGAUAGUCAAAGGCAGUUUUUCCCCCACUCUUCUGUUGAGUGCAAGCAGAAAUCCUUCUAGAAAUGGUUAUCUGCAGUCUCUUUGCUUGUGUACUUAAUACAGUUUUACCUUGCAGCAUAAAAAAGCUGGCAUGCCUUUUCUUUUGAUCAUGGUAUGAAUACAGACAACAAACGUGCUUUUCUUAUGAAUAUAUU
Molecule: messenger RNA, 1747 nt
Organism: Protobothrops mucrosquamatus (brown spotted pit viper)
Lineage: Eukaryota; Metazoa; Chordata; Lepidosauria; Squamata; Viperidae
Gene: HYAL1
Product: hyaluronidase 1
Exons: 3
Coding region: 5-1360 (451 amino acids)
Biological process (GO): carbohydrate metabolic process; hyaluronan catabolic process
Molecular function (GO): hyalurononglucosaminidase activity
Source: RefSeq, a predicted model, not a curated record